GCCGUAUAAUGACACUUCAGUUCUUCUGAGGAGCGGAGCUUGAUGCUGUCUGCUAUCAGAAGGUCAGUCUAGAAUUCGGUUUUGUUGCCGUCUCCACCUCUGUUUUCGAAAAUCUCUCCAUGGUCUCCUUUUUCAAAGGGGGGCGGGGGGGGGAGGGUGUGAAACAGAGGAAGAUUAGUCAAGAAUUUCAAGAAAUAUUCGCGGUUUGUGGAUUGCCAACGGAGGAACGGUCCUGCCUGUGGCGUUUCCCCGUUUUACCGCAACGACAGCAGCUUGUUUGAGUCGUGGCCUCUGUCCGUCACCAGCACACCCCAGGGAAGCUGGCGACUUGUCCCAUCGGCUUCUCCUCUCUUUCCGGACACCAUUUACCUCUUUUAUGCAUUUUCAAGACCCUCUCUCCCUCAUUUUUUCAUCUGUGUCUGCUCGGAGGCGAGGCGUCGACAUGCUGUAGACAGCAGGCAGCGAUCUCUGGAGACGCCCAGCCUCUCUGUCAAGUGUGUUUAUUCGGUGAGUUGCGUCAUUUGAAAUCUGGAUUGGACAGGAGUAACACCCAAGAGCCCCCGCAACGACUGUGUUUCGACCAGAUACGGCUUUCGCCAUUCGCAGGCUUUCUACUAGCAGACGUGAAAGCGACACUGUCUUUUUUUGUCGGCCGCCCGGUGUAGGUGGUCAUCUGCUUCCCGUUUCGGUCUCUUGUUCUAGCCUACCUGAGAAGGACGAAACAGGGACGCAGCGGUAUUUCUGCGUCUUUUCAAUGGUUUUUUUUGCGUGAUUUAAUCACCUGAAUAGCGUGGCCUUUUGUGCGCUAGGAUUCCCCUGUUGUCCGUGUUCGAUUUUGCACGUUACUCUUCCGUAUUCCUAUCUGUGCGACUGAUAGGAAUCGAGAAUCUCCAGACAGCGAACCGGUCUUUCCGCCUCGAUCAGGUUCCUUAAUCCGUUUCAAGUCCUUGAGUUUCUGCGGAGGUCCUUUUCCGCGUUUGUCUCGUCCAGAGCUACAACCCCCGGCUCUGCUUCCACACCUGAGGCGACUUUCUCGCAGGUCAGUCUUUUCCAUGUCCCCUCGCGUGUGUCGCCUCGUCUGCCGCGGCUGUGAAGGAUGGCGGCGUCCCAGGGAGAGCCCGCUCCGAAGCCAGGGGGACAGUCGUCUAGUGAGAGUUCGUCUUCCCACGAUUUUCUGCGCGAAGAAGUUUCUCUGGCACAUUCAGUCGCUGCCGUCGGCCCUGAACGUGCUGAGGGCGCAAGGAGGCGGGGUUUACGCUCCUGGUCUGCGUGCCUGCACGCGAUCCGGCGUGCUCUGCCGUUCAGCGAUGUGCCUCCCGCGAACCAGAAAGCGCCCUUGGGUCUGAAUCGCUACGUGCUGCUCGUCAUUUACGCCCUCUACAUCACGAGCACAGGCGUGUUUUUCCACGGGUGGCCGUCCGUUGCCGCGUUGAUCUUCCGGAACAACGGCUUUGAAAGUUUGUGCGAGAGAGACCCCCUAACCGGCGCGUUCGUGGAUGAUCAGCGCGUGGUAAAUGACAAACCGUACAUUUGCGACAAACAGGACGCAGCUGUCCAGCGUCUGUACACCAUGACUUGGGCGAUCUGCAGCACCAUGUGCGCAUUCGCCGGUGCGCUUUUAGAUUUCGCGGGGCCGCGCUGGACGGCGAUGGUCGGCCAGAUGUUCAACUUAUGUGGCUGGAUAUGUUUAUCUUUCGCGCACAAAUCUGAUAUGUUUUACUAUCUUGGCUUUACAACCGUGGCGCUGGGCUGCGAAACCGCGUUUCUGCCCACCUUCUGCAUCACGCGCCUCUUUCCGGGCGCCGGCGGGCUGGUGAUCACGAUUUUGGGAUCGGCAGUGUCCACAAGCUAUGCGGUACCCGUGGUCCUCAAUGCCAUCAUGGAUGCCUACGGCUUCUCCUUCCAGUCUGUAGCGCUCGGCUACACGUGUGCCUGUCCCCUCGUAUGCGUCUUCGUGGCGGGUUUCCUCAUGCCGCGUAGGCGCUUUCUCGACGACAACGAUGAGGGAGCGGUGCAGGAUCUUCACGCAGCGGCCAGUGCGAGUUUGGAAACAAAUUCGGAGCAAGAGCCCCCGCGCAAGGCCGGAAUGAAAGGGCCUGAGGAAACGGCCGUCGCUACGGGUCAGACGAAGCUGGGAAAGGUCGCGUUCAAACACGCGUCUUUCGAAACAAGGCCAGCGAGCCUUCAAAAUGAUGCAGCUCCGACAAUGCAUGCACCCGUCUACGCAGACACUGACAAACGAGACGGUGAUGCCGUGAAACAGGGGAGCAUAGAAUCAGCCUUGCAGUGGAGGCCAAAGGAAGGAGGGAAGCGAGCAGCGUUUGCGCAGCGCUGGGGACCGCGUCUCGAACCGUUUUUCCACCAGCUGCUAUCAGAGAGAUAUCUUCUCAUCGUUCUCUACAAAAUUGGUGUUGUGUUGGCAGCGUCCUACUUCCAGCAGGCCGCGCGUCGGGUUUUCAGCGAGCAAGUCGUCAACAUUCGUGGCAUUCUUCUGCCUUUCUCUUUUAUUCCUUGCAUUCUGUUGGGGAAACUUGCCGAUGUCAUCGGCAUCUGCCGGGUGCUCUUUCUUAUGAACAUCUUCGGUCUCUUCAUGUACGGUUUCUCCCUGUCGUCCAGCGUGCUGUGCGGCUGCAUCUCAGUAGUCUGCUUCACGCUGUACAUGAGUUUCUUCUCCAGCCAGAUCUUCGUCUACGUGGAAGCCACGUUCUCACCCAAUGACUUUGGGAAGCUGUGUGGGUUGUCGGUGAUGAUUGGCGGCAUCGUCGGGUUGCUGGCGACUCCUCUGUACGAACAUGUCACUGUGCAGCUGAGCAAGGGGGACCCGUUUUCCAUGCAAAUCGUGAUGAUCAUGAUUCUCGUUAUACAACUCUUGUGGCUGACGCGGCUUUACAGUCUAUGGAGGAAGAACCCUCAUCCUUACGUUUCUCUGGGCGUGCGGUCUGCUGCUCACCUAGAACGCGUGGGCGUGCACAGCAUCGCGGAGGGCCAACUGCGUCCGGGAAGACCAGCCGCCCCCGACGGCGAUGGCGCCGAGGAGAUCCGUGGCGAUUCCGAGCAGCCGAGAGGGAGCGGGGACAGACAAUUGGUAGCGGUUCUGGGAGAAGGGCGAGCGGUAGAGUGUAGUGGAGACGGCACAGCACCAGACGGCUGAGAGCCUAGGAGGAAGACGUGAACAGGGACGACUCCACAGUUCCACCUUUGGCAGCUUUCGAGGCUCAGAUUGCCGGGAUCGGAUUUCGGGUGCCCGGAAGGCCGGGGCAGAGAACAAGAAAAUUCAUAAUGACGGAGUGUUGCUCUCGGUAGGUGCUGGCUUUUGUGAAGCGACGGACAGUCUCCAGAGUCCGCUGCGAAGGGAGCCAUGAGAAGGUGACUCUGGACAGGAAGGGCGUGAGGCGCGUGUGACGGCCCUCUGUCUGCUUCUCCGCGAAAGGCUAUAACGGGGAGCUUAUUGCCUCUCAUUGGAUGGUGUGGCUGGUCCGCGCUGUUUUGGGGUUUCUAGGUUACAAGCUUGACAAAACGCGCCUGAAGCGUUUAGUAUCAUCUUCCAGAAAGGAGACAGGGAAGACUGAACCACUUAAGGGACAUGAGGGUACGCUCCCUCACCCUCGAGGGCACGUAGAGCGCUCAAGGGCUCAGCGUUCCCUCCACGCACACGCUCGGUUUCCGCUAAUGGGAGAAGUCCACGACGACAACUGUACCGCCUUUCUUCCUUGCCCGUGUUAUUGUGCCGUGUUCCGUCACAGGGUUUCCGUGAUUUCGUUUCAAGCGAUCAAGAGGGACUCUCCAGCAGAGAGUUCACGCUUCGUGUAUCAAUUCUCCGUGCGGUAGACCAGCGGGAAGGUUGGUGCAUGGUCGGUACCACUAGUCGAUGCUGUAUUUUGACGGUUUAAAAACAAUGGAAAGGGACGCACAUCAAACGCAUGGCCCCGUUGCAAUCAGAACUUGACACAUAGAGCAGCGGGUGAGAUGGGUUGCCCGGAGAGAAGAACCGCGUCAGUCUUGCAAUGCCGAGGAAGUUACCGGUCGCUAACACAACUCUGAAGCUGUUUGUUUUCGUGAUUCGAGGACGGAACUGUGGGUGUCGGUCUUCUUUUUCGGUUGCGUCUUUCUCGCCGUUGGCUACCAGGAAGGAAUGCGUCUACUACCCCUCCUCUCUGUCUCUCGAAGGCUGUCUGGGUCCCUGUUGGUCCGUGAUCUGUGUGUUUCCUCACUACGUUGAAAGUCGCUGCGUUGUUUAUGCACUCACAAGUAUCUUGUCAGUCAGGUGAACGGGGUUGCUUCCCGUGUGUGGCAUCAUUAACAGGAGGAGAUGGCCUGCGUCUGCGUUGUAUAUUCACUGGCUCGCUGGCUCCACAAAUCGGCCCCGAGGAGAGAGUUCCAUUUCACGCUUCCUGUAUAGACAGGAAGAAACAGGUUACUGCCUUUCUUCACACGCUUGUGUACGCGAAGGGCAGCACCAGGCAGGUUAUUCAUCUAUUUUCCGGCUGAGUUUGUAUUCUUGCUUGUACUGGAUACCUCUGCAGAGUCGUGUUGCACUCCACUAGUUGACUCUGACGGUGUCAUUCUCUCGUUUUCGGGUUCCCAGUGUCGCUCAAGCGAAUCGCGAACGACGGGGCGACGGAACAGAAGACAGAAAGGUUGUGUUCCGGAACAUAAUGGGGUGGAAAGAUUUUCCAGGUGCUCGUGGGAAUGGGUGUUCGCAGGCUGUGUUCCCUGCUUUCGAGAACGAGCAAGAAACAUAGACUUCAUGGAUGGACCAGCUACCAGUAAAAGGUGCAGGCACCCAGAAUUGAGGCCGUGGUCGUAAACAAACGCAAGAGAGAAAACAGGGAUAAUCCGUGAGGUGAUCCGAAAGCAGUGAUCCGGGUCGAUGUAGUCUGGGUGAGUCGAUUGUGAGGAGUGUCACGUUUUAUCGUUGACACUUCCUUUUUGGCGUCGCAAUCGGAAAUGACAGUCUGGAGAGCCUUUGAGAAUGUUGCGCAAGCAGUCGAGUGAUGGAUAUAAUGGUGUUCGAGGCGGGGGCAAGAGCAUACUGUAUCGAAGGGGCUGACGUUGUAUUGCAAGCCUUUGUGCGUGGCAUCUGUCGUCUAUGUGUAUUUUCGAUAAAGAAGCUUUAUAGUAUGCCAACGUAAAGGACAUACCGUUGUCUGGGUUGUUUUCUACCUAUACCGUGGUUUGCUCGUCCAUGCGCGUCGCCGUGUAAACCAGUUCACAGACACGAAUGUCUCGUGCAUGUGUCGAGUUACUGGCUGAAAAGCAUACCUCAGGGUUGUCUUGCCUCCUUUGUUGAUGUCACCGCACAACAAAUGUGCCGUUUUCGAUCUGGAGUGUGUCAUAGAACGGUGUGCCUGUAGUUCCUCUUAUUCAGUUAGAUUUUUUGUUCCCUCGUACCAUCUUGUGUGUGAACAACUGUGGAGAUAUAUCGGCUGAGUGACUCAAGAGGAAUUUGUCUACUGCACACGAAGCUACUGCGGCUCGCUUUGGAGUAAGCAGUGGUUACACCCAAGAGGAAUUUGUCUACUGCACACGAAGCUACUGCGGCUCGCUUUGGACUAAGCAGUGGUUACACCGCGCAGGAAGUGCAAACAGUGCAUGUGAAGACCCUCAGUUCUGCGGCACUUCCUCUACAGCUGUUUGCAGUAUACUCUAUAAUGAGCUGAUUCUUGUCUGAGCGUGUGUCAAAUGUGAUUGAGCAAACAUGUUCUGCAAGAACAGCUUCCGUUUGUCCCUCUCUUCCGUACGGGGCAUACCAAGUUCGAGACGUGCACAUAGCAUAGCAUUCACACCUCACUUGAUGACACAAAAUCGUUAGUUGGACUGACAGGGCGAACGGUCAAGCAGCUGAACAGCAAACCAACGCUUUAAUAGUGCGCAGACAGAUAACUCACGCCCAACGAUGAAACAGUGUUCGGCCAGGAACGCUGCAGUUCAUUCAAAGGUAUCAGGCACGGGUCCUUUCUGUACGUUUUUCAGUCGACCAUGGCACCUGCAGACGCAGAAAAGAAGCGCGUGUGAACCGCUGGCGCGGACGAACCUCUCACUGGUGUUGGCUAAGAGACACUCUGCGUACACCUCAAUAGCAGAGAAGUACACCAGCAUCACUAGAAGCAAUUCGUCACCAGUUCAUGUCUCGAAAUGUUUUCAGUGGAUGGGUAAUUAUUUGGAUACGAAUGGCAUGCCUUUGCAUUCUACCGCGUAUUUCGAACUUGCAAACCCGUUACAGGCUGAAAAAGACUGCCAUUUUUGCGCUUGCUGUGCCGUAGUGGAACCGUGGUGCUUCUGGGCUGCAGAGGGCAAGCAGUGCGUGACUCUGCCUUAUCUCGACGACACCUUCGUCAGCUGGCCUGCCGCAUCAUCGGUCAGGUUGACGAGAAACGGCAGGAUGUCCCUGAAGAAGAAAAACUCCUUCU
Toxoplasma gondii ME49 is the source of this 6410-nucleotide messenger RNA. RefSeq lists its product as hypothetical. NCBI's taxonomy places the organism in Eukaryota, Apicomplexa, Conoidasida, Eucoccidiorida, Sarcocystidae. The record is from RefSeq and is a predicted model, not a curated record. The transcript has a single exon. Bases 1097 to 3151 code for a protein of 684 amino acids.